AUGAAGGUGGCUCCUCAGAGUGUUCACACAGAUCUUAUGAAUAAGGAAAGCCUCUCUGCCCUCUUCAGUUUAAUGCUGGCAGCUUGCUGUCACAACCCCAUCACCAUGAAAGCCCACAGAUGCUAUCAGUGUUCCUGUCUCUCACAGUUCACGGGGAGAAACUGUGAGUCCGAGAUCACAGCCUGCUUCCCAAACCCCUGCCAGAAUGGAGGGUCCUGUGACCCGAUAGGAAACACUUUCCUCUGCAGCUGUAAAACUGGGCUCACCGGAGUCACGUGCGAGGAGGACGUGAACGAGUGCGAGCGGGAGGAGUGCGAGAACGGCGGGGCCUGCGUCAAUGUGUUCGGCUCCUUCCUCUGCAAUUGCACGCCCGGCUUCGUGGGCCAGUACUGCGGCCUGCGCCCCGUAGUGGUGCCCAACAUCCAGGCCGGCCACUCCUACGUGGGCAAGGAGGAGCUCAUCGGCAUCGCCGUGGUGCUCUUCGUCAUCUUCACCCUGGUGGUCCUCUUCGUGGUCUUCCGCAAGAAGGUCUUCCGCAAGAACUACUCCCGCAACAACAUCACGCUGGUGCAGGACCCGGCCACCGCCGCGCUGCUGCACAAGAGCAACGGCGUCCCGUUCCGAGGCCUGCGCGCGGGCGACGGCCGCAACCUGUACCAGGAGGUGGGGCCGCCGCAGGUGCCCGUGCGCCCCAUGGCCUACACGCCCUGCUUCCAGAGCGACUCCCGGAGCAACCUGGACAAGAUCGUGGACGGGCUGGGGGGCGAGCACCAGGAGAUGACCACCUUCCACCCCGAGUCCCCGCGCAUCCUCACGGCCCGGCGCGGCGUGGUCGUGUGCAGCGUGGCCCCCAACCUCCCGGCAGUGUCACCCUGCCGCUCGGAUUGCGACUCCAUCCGGAAGAAUGGCUGGGACGCGGGAACUGAGAACAAAGGGAUUGAUGACCCAGGAGAAGUGACCUGCUUUGCAGGCAGCAAUAAAGGAAGCAACUCUGAAGUUCAGUCCCUCAGCUCCUUCCAGUCUGAUUCUGGAGAUGACAAUGCCUAUCACUGGGACACUUCCGACUGGAUGCCAGGGGCCCGUCUGUCAGACAUAGAGGAAGUGCCCAAUUAUGAGAACCAGGAUGGAGGGUCUGCACAUCAGGACAGCACACGAGAGUUGGAGAGUGAUUACUACUUGGGUGGUUAUGACAUCGACAGCGAAUACCCACCCCCUCAGGAAGAAGAGUUCUUGAGUCAGGACCAGCUGCCCCCACCCCUGCCAGAAGACUUCCCGGAUCAGUAUGAGGCCCUGCCCCCUCCCAGCCUGUCUCAUUGGCCAGCACACUGAGCCCAGACUGCAGGAGAAGGCCCCAGUUCCAUCCUAGCCAGUACCUCCCUCCUCAUCCAUUCCCCAAUGAAACGGAUUUGGUUGGCCCACCUGCUGACUGUGAUUUUAGUACUUUUGCUGUGAACAUGAACCAGGGAACAGAGGCCACAGGCCCAACAGAUAGCAUGUCUCUCUCCUUGCACAAUUCCAGAGGCACCUCAUCCUCGGAUGUGUCAGCCAACUGCGGCUUUGAUGAUUCUGAAGUAGCCAUGAGUGACUAUGAAAGCGUGGGAGAGCUCCGCCUUGCCAACCUUCAUAUUCCCUUUGUGGAGACUCAGCACCAGACCCAAGUGUAGAGGGCAUGUUGUGGGUUGUGGGUGCUCUUCCCUGCUCCUUACAGAAAAGUGGAAGGAGAUUGGCUGGGCUCCUGUCUCAAUGGAAAGUAGUCUGUGGAAAUGUGCUAUUUUCCACAAGGGACUUCUUCAUAAGUCAUAUUGUCACAAGCAAGCUUGAUUCCAAUUGGGUGAAAAGGAAAGGCUCAGAAAUUGUUUCUGAGAGGGACCAAUAGUCCUUGGUGAAGGUACCUAUGUUUGUGGCUGAAAAUGCGAAGGAGGGGAAACGAUUGCACUAAGUUAACAGGCGAUCCUAUAUGGCUUAGUGCAGUAUUGCAUCCUACAAAGUGUGACAGGGUCAGCCCUUGCAGUAUUAAUAACUGGCAGUGAUCAGAGAGCCAUUGUUGCUUGUCACUUUGAGCCAAUGAGAUGAUAAUAGUAGUGAUGAUUGUUGGGAAAGUUAGAGUUUUAGGUAAAAGAAAAGAGAAACAAUUAUCAAAUAAGGAAAUGGGCUGAAGCCUUUAAAAUCAACUAUUUUUUUUAAAUAAGCUGCCCAAUUUUUGGCUAUAAAACUAGGUUUGAGUAACAUGUUUAGUAAGUUGAAUUACUUUUGUUUGUGUUAAGCAUCCAAUAUAAUAUAGUUGGGUUUUAUGAUCUUUGAGAAAGUUAUCAAUGAAGAGCAAUACGAGACUAUUUGGGCUGCAUUGUGUGUGUUGGAAGGUUAAUAUUCAAACAUUGGAAAGAAUGUGAGUGUCUUGUUUUGGGUUUCCGGGUAAAUAUUCUUGGCCAGAUCUGCAACUGUGACACUGCUGCAGAAAUUGGCUUCUGUUCCUCCAUUGUUCUCUAGAACAGAGAUAUUUAGAAGUUGAAACAGAAUUCACAAAUUUGGGUGUUGGGGUGGAGGGAGGAAAAUACGAUACUUUCAAAGUGUUCAGCCCAGAUGAUCACAGUUCUUCAGAAGGCAGAUAAAAGGUGUGUGUGUUAUGUUGACUUGGUAGCAUCACUAUUAUAAAUAUGGUUAUGCUUAAAAGGAGAAGGUAGAUUAGUUCCUGUGUAUAAAUUAUAACAGUGUGUGUGUCUGGGCCUCUGUACAAAUAUGCGUUGCACUCAGUAAGGCUGCUCUUGAGGAAGGCUAACUUGAAGGUUUUAGGAAAUGGACCAUGUUGAAAAUCCUGCCGGCAAGCUCGAGGCUUACCUUCCAAUUUC
Messenger RNA from Castor canadensis (American beaver), 2846 nucleotides. NCBI's taxonomy places the organism in Eukaryota, Metazoa, Chordata, Mammalia, Rodentia, Castoridae. The record is from RefSeq and is a predicted model, not a curated record.